Mesocestoides corti is the source of this 333-nucleotide messenger RNA. The record is from the annotation of a GenBank genome assembly. NCBI's taxonomy places the organism in Eukaryota, Metazoa, Platyhelminthes, Cestoda, Cyclophyllidea, Mesocestoididae.
AUGAAUGCACCCGCAGCUUUCGAGUCGUUCCUUCUAACAGAGGGAGAGAAAAAAGUUUUUGUUGAAAAAGAUACACAUGUUCCACACGCUGCAAUAUUCACUUUAAACCGCGAGGAUCACACACUCGGCAACAUGAUUACUCGACAACUGCUAAAGGAUCCUCGUGUGCUGUUCGCCGGAUACAAGGUCCCUCAUCCUUUGGAACACCGAAUAGUCAUUCGUGUACAGACAUCUCCGACUGUCACUCCGCUCGAGGUGUUUUCUUCUGCUAUAAAGGACCUUAUCAGCGAAAUUUCAAAUAUCGAAGAACAGUUCCGAUCUGCCGUCAACUAA